AUGUGGAAAAACGAGGGCAUGAAUGCGUUCUACAUCUGGGGCGGACAUCUGCCGUACGGAGGAAAGAUCGAUGGACCAAAAUUAUGGAAAUUUGAGGCGGAUGGCAAAGGCGGCGGCGAGUGGUUGACAGAGUCGCCCGCGAAUCCCUCAUUCUUCGGGGAGCUGAAGAGGUGCGAGGAGGGUGCGUACGUGAGCACAGGCGACGCAGCAUUCUGGUUUGGAGGUAUCGCAUCGGGCUGGACGAAUUCGAAUCCCGCAUCGCAACCAGUUCCUGGGGUUGUUUCAUACAACAUGACCACCAAGGUUUGGAGCAAUGACACGACGCCAGACUUUUCGGCAUUCUCAGAAUAUGGCACUAUUGUUGGUGGCGGGGCGGUCUAUAUCCCAACGUUUGGAAGCAAUGGUCUAAUUGUCGUCAUGGGAGGCGUGACGUUCACACUUGAGCCGAGUCAGAAGACGCCGAAUGGGUGGAUGGACUUCAGCAACCUGACUUUCUACGACCCUAUCACGAAGGACUGGUACUGGCAGAAGACGACGGGCACGCCCCCGACCGCACGAAGAGGAUUUUGCUAUGUUGGCGCCGAGGGGAAGAACGGAACUUAUGAGAUGUAUACCAGUAUCUCCUUCCUCUCAAGUAACAAGCCGAUACUAACUUUCAGCAGCUUUGUCUUCGGAGGUACCAACACUGAUAGCGGCUCAACAUUCGAUGACGUCUUCGUUCUUAGUCUGCCGGGUUUCGUGUGGACUCAAGUACCGUACGAGUCCAAGAACACGCGGCGAUUUCACACUUGCACCGUGGUUGGCCGUCGUCAGAUCCUCUCUGUCGGAGGCACUGACGGGAAGACAGCCUGGUCUGGAGCGGACCCCUGGCAGAACGGCCUCGGAUUGUUCGACAUGACCGACUGGGCAUGGAAAACAGAUUAUGACGCGGAAGCCAAAGACUACGAGACCGCAAACACAAUUCAAGACUGGUAUACGAAAGGGGGUCUCACCUCCGUCGCAUGGUCCUCUGAGACAGUACAGAACCUAUUCAUGAGCACUGCAACCUCGAAUGGCUCAUCUACUGGAGAUGGAGACAAUAAAUCCAACGACGGUAGUCUCAAUGAAGGAAGCCAGAAAACCCUUUCUACCGCUGUGAUAGCUGGCACCGCUGUAGGAGCGUUCCUGGGCUGUGCCUUAGUCGCAGCAGCCUUUUGGUUCCUAAGAAAGCGCACGGGGGACCAAGCGACAGCCGCUGCAGAGUUCAAAGAUGAUCCCGGCAACAAAACAUAUUACCAGGCUGGGCCCCCAGGAGAAUUGCCUUCCGAACCGGCAAGGACAGAGCUUUAUGGUGGGUCUACGCCUAAGCAUGAGCUGUGGACGGAGUGGCCGAAGCCAGAGACUGCUGAGAUACAGGCUCAGCAUGUUACAAUAACAGAGUUGGAUGCACCACCGGAUCACAGCGACCAUCUCUUGAGGAGAUGA
Colletotrichum gloeosporioides is the source of this 1464-nucleotide messenger RNA. RefSeq lists its product as uncharacterized. Bases 1 to 1464 code for a protein of 487 amino acids. NCBI's taxonomy places the organism in Eukaryota, Fungi, Ascomycota, Sordariomycetes, Glomerellales, Glomerellaceae. The record is from RefSeq and is a predicted model, not a curated record. Gene Ontology annotation, molecular function: protein binding. The transcript has 2 exons.